UAAGGGGAUUUUUCUUAUUGGGGGGGGGUUGUUAAAAAAUAAAUAUAAGGGCGGCCAUCUUUGUUUCCUUGCGUUGUAGUGUAAAAUAUUCCAAAACGCCCCCCACUUUUUUCUGGUGUCGAUUUGAAUAUGAAAUAAAUAUCAUAAUUCCGGAGGAUUUCUGAUUUCGAGGACGGAGCCGAUGACAGGAAUAUAAUGUCCUCUCCUCUCCGGUCCUGUGAGGAAGACAAGGGCAUGUUGGUUAAUUCCAAGGGAGGAGAUUUUGAUGAAGAAGAGGACGACGGAGAUCUAGACGAGAACGCAAGCGACAUAAACUCGCCGGCGGCGCCUCGAGAAACUGCAACACUAGCCGCGCCAGAGGAAGAAGGGGAGGCAUCGGACAGGGACAGUCUAGCGAGGAAGAAACGAGGGCCAAAGAAGAAGAAGGAGACAAAGAAGAGGGAGAAGGAGAAAGAGAAAGAAGGAAAACUCUCCAAAGCUAAAAAACGGACAAAGAUUGACAGUGAUGUAGAGAGAGACUCGGAGAGAGAGAGAGACUAUGGCGAGAACUCCGACAGUGCAGCCAGCGACUUCGUUGUUGAGAAAAAGAAGAAGAAGAAACACAAGGAGAAGAAGGAGAAAAAAAAACAAAAGAUGAAAAAAGACAACGGGGACAACACGCAAGAGGAGACAACAAAGCCAAUAGAACAGAAGACGUCGGCCCAGCUGGCUAAAGACUGGGGUCUGGAGGAUGUGGAUCAUACCUUCACUGAAGACGACUACCGCACACUCACCAACUACAAAGCCUUCAGCCAGUCCAUGAGGCCCAUGAUCGCCAAGAAGAACCCUAAGAUCCCCAUGUCUAAGAUGAUGACUAUCCUGGGGGUCAAGUGGAGGGAGUUCAGCUCCAACAACCCCUUCAAGGGCUCUGGUGCUGCAGCCGUGGCAGCUGCAGCCGCAGCCGCCGCCAUUGCCGUCGCCGAGCAGGUCUCCGCGGCAACCCCAUCCCCGGAGCCCCCUCCGCCCAGGAAGCAGCCCCAAACCCCCCGGCCGGCCCCCCAGCCGCCACCCCCGCCCCUCCCUCUCCGCAAGGCCAAGACCAAAGAAGGCAAAGGCCCUGGAUAUAAGAAGAGUCGCAGUAAGAGUCCUCGUGUUCUGGCUGAAAGGAAGAAGGCGGUGGCCGCGGCAGCAGCAGCAAAGGCCAAGAAGAUGGCUCCCAUACGCAUCAAACUGGGGGUGCUAGGCAACAAGAGGAAGAAGAGCAGCUCUAGUGGUGAUGAUGUUGAUGAGGAGGAGGAUUCGGAGCAGGAGGACUCCAGUGUCCACAGCUCCUCGGUCCGCUCCGACAGCUCGCCCCGCGUCAAGAAGAACAAGAGAGGACGGCCCGCCAAGAAGAAGAAGAAAAUGCUGGGUGAGGGUGAUGUGGAGGGGGAUGGUUAUGAGACAGACCACCAGGACUACUGUGAGGUGUGCCAGCAGGGAGGGGAGAUCAUUCUGUGUGACACCUGUCCCAGGGCCUACCACCUGGUCUGUCUGGAGCCUGAGCUGGAGAAGGCCCCCAAGGGCAAGUGGAGCUGCCCCCAUUGUGAGAAAGAGGGGAUCCAGUGGGAAGCGAAGGAUGAGGACUUUGAGGAGUUUGAGGAGGAGAGUGAGGACAUUGUGGUACCAGAAGUACCUGGGGUUGGCUUGCUGGUAGGACUAGAGGAAGAGGAGGAUGAGCACAUGGAGUUCUGCAGGGUCUGUAAGGAUGGGGGGGAGCUAUUAUGCUGCGACACCUGUCCCUCCUCCUACCACAUCCACUGCCUCAACCCGCCCCUGCCUGAGAUCCCCAACGGAGAGUGGCUGUGUCCGCGCUGCACUUGUCCUGCCAUCAAGGGCAGGGUACAGAGGAUCCUCCACUGGCGAUGGGGCGAGCCCCCCGAUCCUGUACCCGUGCCCCCCGCCCCCGAUACCCCUCCUGAUGCUCCCCCGCCGCCCCCCAUGAAGGGCAGAGCUGAGAGGGAGUUCUUUGUCAAGCUGACCGGACAGUCCUACUGGCACUGCACCUGGAUCACUGAACUACAGCUGGAGAUCUUCCACUCGGUGAUGUUCCGUAACUACCAGAGGAAGACAGAUAUGGAUGAGCCUCCCAGUCUGGACUAUGGGUCAGGGGGAGAGGAGGAGAGUGUUAAGAGUGAGAAGAGAAGACUUAAAGAUCCAGACUAUGCUGCCCUGGAUGACAAGUUCUAUAAAUACGGCAUCAAGCCUGAAUGGAUGAUGGUCCACCGCAUCAUCAACCACAGUGUGGACAAGAAGGGGAUAUACCACUACCUGGUCAAGUGGAGAGACCUGACCUACGACCAGUGCACAUGGGAGAGAGACAAUCUGGAGAUGCCAGAGUUUGUCAUCCACAGGGCCAACUACUGGGCACACAGGGAUGAGGUGAUGAAGGAGGCCCCAGACAUGCCGAGGAGGAUGAGGAGCAUGAGGAUGGAGGAGAGCGAAGACCCCCACAGAUCACCUGUCAACGACCCUACGAUAAAGUACGAGGAGCAGCCGGACUUUGUGACGGCGACGGGGGGCACUCUGCACCUGUACCAGCUGGAGGGGCUCAACUGGCUGCGUUUCAGCUGGGCACAGGGCACUGACACCAUCCUGGCAGACGAGAUGGGGCUGGGCAAGACCAUCCAGACCAUCGUCUUCCUCUACUCACUCUUCAAAGAGGGCCAUACCCGGGGCCCGUUCCUGGUGAGCGCCCCCCUCUCCACCAUCAUUAACUGGGAGAGAGAGUUUGAGAUGUGGGCCCCAGACUUCUACGUGGUGACCUACACAGGGGACAAGGACAGCAGAGCAAUCAUCAGAGAGAAUGAGCUGACCUUCGACGACACAGCAGCUAGAGGAGGGAAGAAAGCCUUCAAACUGAGGAGAGAAGCCCCUAUAAAGUUCCAUGUCCUGUUGACCUCCUAUGAGCUGGUGACGAUAGACCAGACCUCCCUGAAGUCUAUAGACUGGGCCUGUCUAGUGGUGGACGAGGCUCACCGCCUCAAGAACAAUCAGAGCAAGUUCUUCAGACGUCUGAAUGACUAUAAGAUUGACCACAAGCUGCUGCUGACUGGUACUCCUCUACAGAACAACCUGGAGGAGCUGUUCCACCUGCUCAACUUCCUCACUCCCAACCGCUUCAAUAACCUGGAGGGGUUCCUGGAGGAGUUUGCAGACAUCUCCAAGGAGGACCAGAUCCAGAAACUCCAUGACCUGCUGGGGCCCCACAUGUUGAGGAGGCUGAAGGCUGACGUCUUCAAGAACAUGCCGGCCAAGACAGAGCUCAUCGUACGAGUGGAACUCAGCCCCAUGCAGAAGAAAUACUACAAGUUGAUUUUGACAAAGAACUUUGAGGCUCUGAACUCUAGAGGAGGUAACCAGGUGUCUCUACUCAACAUCAUGAUGGACCUGAAGAAGUGUGCCAACCACCCCUACCUCUUCCCUGUCGCCUCCAUGGAAGCCCGUAAGACUGCAAGCGGAGCGUACGAGGGCACGGACCUCACAAAGGCUUCUGGGAAACUGACUCUUCUGCAGAAGAUGAUGAGGAAACUGAAGGACCAAGGACACCGCGUGCUGGUCUUCUCACAGAUGACUAAGAUGUUGGACCUGUUGGAGGACUUCCUGGACUUUGAGGGUUAUAAGUACGAGAGGAUCGAUGGAGGAAUCACAGGAGCGCUCAGACAGGAGGCCAUAGACAGGUUCAAUGCUCCUGGUGCUCCUCAGUUCUGUUUCCUGCUGUCCACCAGGGCAGGGGGUCUGGGUAUUAACCUGGCUACAGCUGACACCGUCAUCAUCUUCGACUCAGACUGGAACCCCCACAAUGACAUCCAGGCGUUCAGUCGCGCCCACCGCAUCGGGCAGGCCAACAAGGUGAUGAUAUAUCGCUUCGUGACCCGUGCCAGUGUGGAGGAGCGCAUCACCCAGGUGGCCAAAAGGAAGAUGAUGUUGACCCACCUGGUGGUACGGCCCGGCCUGGGCUCCAAGGCGGGAUCCAUGUCCAAACAGGAACUGGACGACAUCCUCAAGUUCGGCACCGAGGAGCUGUUCAAGGACGAGAUCGAAUUCCUCUCACCACCACGUAUGUCCACCCUCUCUCCCCUACGGUGUCCAGCGGGGGACAACAGGGACGAUGAGGGCAGUGUGAUCCACUACGACAGCUCGGCCAUCGAGAGGCUGCUGGACCGGAGCCAGGACGCUACGGACGACACAGACAUGCAGAACAUGAACGAAUACCUGAGCUCCUUCAAAGUGGCCCGCUACAUGGUCAGAGAGGAGGAUAAGAUUGAGGAGGUGGAGCGUGAGAUCAUUAAGCAGGAGGAGUGUGUGGACCCAGAAUACUGGGAGAAGCUGCUGAGACACCACUAUGAGCAGCAGCAGGAGGACCUGGCCAGUAAACUGGGCAAGGGCAAGAGGAACCGCAAGCCUGUCAACUACAACGACGCAGCACAGGAGGACCAAGAGUGGCAUGCUGGUAUUUCAGAUAACCAGUCCGAGUACUCUGUGGGCUCCGAGGAGGAGGAUGAAGACUUCGACGAGAGGCCAGAAGGUUCUCGCAGACAGUCACGCCGCCAGAUGAGGAAUGAGAGAGACAAGCCGCUGCCCCCCCUGUUGGCCAGAGUGGCCGGCAACCUGGAGGUGUUGGGCUUCAACACACGCCAGCGGAAGGCCUUCCUAAACGCGGUGAUGCGUUGGGGCAUGCCCGCCCAGGAUGCCUUCUCCUGCCAGUGGCUGGUCAGAGACCUGAGGGGCAAGAGUGAGAAGGAGUUCAAGGCGUAUGUGUCUCUGUUCAUGCGUCACCUGUGUGAGCCCGUGGCCGACGGCGCCGAGACGUUUGCCGACGGCGUGCCGAGGGAGGGCCUGUGCCGUCAGCCCGUGCUGACCCGCAUCGGGGUCAUGUCCCUGGUCAAGAAGAAGAUCCAGGAGUUUGAGCACAUCAAUGGGCGGUGGAGUCUCCCAGAGCUGAAGCCAGAGAUGAAGCCUGAGGCUCUGAGACCAGAGGUCAGUGUGUCUUCUUCCUCCAGAGCCUCCUCCCCUGGAGGUACCAUGAAGACUGCCACGCCCACCCCUGAUCCCAGCUGUACCUCAGACAACACCCCCUGCACCUCUAAACCAGCUACCCCUGCUCCCUCAGAGAAACUAGAGAAGAACGGGAAAGAUGGAGAGGAGGGAGAGAAGGAGGAGGGUAAGGCCCCGUCUGAGCCAGAGAAAAAUGGAGAGAAGGAGGAGGAAGGGGGUAAAGAGGUAGAGAGCAACAGGAGUGCAGAUCCUGAAGAGCCUCCAAUCCCUACGAAGGAAGCUCCACAAGAAUUAUCCCCUAGUACAACAACAGACAAGGAAGAGAGUGGUACAAAAGAGGAGGAGUGGAAAGAAACAAAAACGACUGACACGCCUCCGGCCCCAGUGGAGGAGAAGAAAGAAGAAGAGGAGAGUACGGAGGGCACACCGGGAGAAACAACUAAACAAGGGUCGGAGGUCAAAGAUGAGAAACCAGGUAGUGUAACGCUCUCGCCUGGAGAGAAGGAGGAGGAGAAGGAGAAGGGAAGAGAGACGGAGAAGAGCGAGGAAGCCCCUGUCGCCACAGAAGCGUCAGACAACAAGGAAAAGAUGGACAGACAGCAACCCUCUGACGUGAUGAAAGAGGAAGUAAAAGGUGAAAAGGAUGCUGGGAAAGAAGUGGCGAAGGAGGAGGUUGCCAAAGACACCUUGCCGAAACCCCCCAUCAUCCCCCCCGAGCGACGGCGCUUCAUGUUCAACAUCGCUGACGGGGGCUUCACGGAGCUGCAUACGCUGUGGCAGAAUGAGGAGCGGGCGGCCAUCUCCUCUGGGAAGAUGAAUGAGAUCUGGCACCGGCGGCACGACUUCUGGCUGCUGGCGGGAAUCGUUCUUCAUGGGUACGCGAGGUGGCAGGACAUCCAGAACGACCCCCAGUUCGCCAUUGUCAACGAGCCCUUCAAGUCGCAGGCCAACAAGGGCAACUUCCUGGAAAUGAAGAACAAGUUCCUGGCCCGCCGCUUCAAGUUAUUAGAGCAGGCCCUGGUGAUCGAGGAGCAGCUGAGGAGGGCAGCCUACCUGAAUAUGACCCAGGACCCAGUCCACCCCGCCAUGGCCCUGAACGCCCGCUUCGCCGAGGUGGAGUGUUUGGCCGAGUCCCACCAGCACCUCAGCAAGGAGUCCUUGGCCGGGAACAAACCGGCCAACGCAGUGCUGCACAAGGUGCUGAACCAGUUGGAGGAGCUGCUGAGUGACAUGAAGGCUGACGUGACGCGGCUCCCUGCCACACUGUCCCGGGUCCCGCCCAUCGCCGCACGCCUGCAGAUGUCAGAGAGAAGCAUCCUCAGCAGACUAGCCAGCAAGGGUACCGACACACACACACCCCCGACCAUCCCUCCAGGACCCUACGCCACUCCUCAGAACUUUGGACCCACCUUCACCCCCGUCCCCCCGGGAGUCUUACCCAUGGGAGGAGCCAACUACAGCCAGAUGCCCCCUGGAUCCUUCGUAUCAGUGUUGAACGGGCCUCCCUUGUCAGUGAAGAAGGAAAGGGAAGCAGAGCUACUCCUGAACAGGAGAGACCAGCGCUUUGGGGAAGUAAUCUGUAUCGACGACUGAAUAACACCACUCACUGACCACACACACACACGCACACACACACAGCGCGAACACACACACAUGAACAUAUAUGCGCGUGCGCACACACACACACACACAUAACAAGGUUAUUAUAGUUUUGUGCUUUUAUAUUCGAUUUUUAUUCAGUUUAGUUCGUUUUCAGACCUGGUUUACUGGUUUUUAUUAAGUUUGAGUUUUAUACAAAUAUUUAUAUUUUGUUUUUAUAUGAUUUAGUUUCAGUUUUAGUUAUAGGGACAUAAAGUAGGGUAUUUCUUCCCUGUUAGCUAGUGAUAGCAGAAAUACUUUAAGAAAUGAGGAGGGGAAUCUCAUUGGUCAAUGAAUGAAGGAACGUAUAACACCCAGCCCAUCAAACUGUCGACCAAUCGUGUUCACGUUGUCAUGCUGCGUAAUGCGGUUGCUAAGCUAAUCGUCACGCAAUCCCUUGUAAAAGUCAGGGUAUGAGUCUAGAAAACUGCCUAUUUUCCUCGAAAGUACGUAAUGUCACUAUUUCAAAGCUAUACGAUAUUACAGAGAACAAGUUCAUUAUCUCACAUCUCUGAAAAUAUGUGUAAUGUUGUGUUUCUUGUUCCCGUAGGCUAAUUCAUGCUAAUGUUUUUUUUUUUUUGCUAGCACCCAAUUGACUCCCUUUCAAUCCUUGAAGGAGUGCACUCCUUGUCCCAGAAUCGCUCAGAAUGCACCGCACAGCCCAUUGACAACGUACAGGCAACAUACACAAUGGCCGUUAAUACGAAUCGAAUGGAGUAUUUCUGGUAAUAACUAGUUAUAGUGAUGCACAAGUUAGGUCUAUUUGUAACAUCGACAUCUCCUGUCAGCAUUUACCAACCAGAUUCAGAAGCUUGAAAACUCCAUUUGAUUUUUGCCCAAAGUUUAUUUUAUUUUAAUUAGUUUUGGAGUCAAAGAUAAUAGUUUCAGUAUAGUUUUAGUUUUUCAAACAGAUGUGUUAAUUAUUUAAUUUCAGUUUACAAAAUUGUUUUUUCAUGAUUAGUUUUCCUUUUCGUUUCAGUUUUCAUUUACUAUAAUAACCUUAACACACACACACACACUCUCACACACACAUACAAACAGAUUAACAUAAUACGCAUGUGCGCACAUACACACACACACACACACACGUGGUCCACGCUGUUACAUAAAUACUCUCACCUGCUCAAUCUCUUCUUGUCUGCCUCAAACCAACCGAAACUCCUCACAAGCAGCCUACUAGUUCUCAUAGAUGGUCUCCUCCCCUAUACUCCAGAACAAUAUACAUGUAGUACCGUAAGCUAGAACCUCUUUAUCCUGGCACCGCUCACAGACCCUCAACCUCUCAACACCUCAACACCAAAUACCUAGAACUAAUAACCACUACAGAACCCGACCCUUGACCUUUGACCCUUCCAUGGGUCACUCCAGUAAGAGGAAGCUGCAUAAUAUAACAGUAUAACAUUUGACUCUUAACACCAUUCCUGCCAUUCUUCCUCUGACGCAUGCAAUAUGAAUACUCACUAAAAAUGGUGUGUUAUCAUUCAAGCUGUGCCUACAGUAUUUCUUCCCGUUGGAGAAUUGAUGUGAAGUAUUACAGGACUCAGGGGGCUCUAAACUUGGCAGUAAACUCUCAGCCCAUUUCCCUUUCAUGUUGACCUGAUGGUACAUGUAGAAAUACUGAAGAGUCAGUCAGUACAACUCCAACUCAGCAUUAUAUUGACUGAAUGAGGUAUAGCGUAUAGCCCCUAUGCCAGUGGAUGUUCUUACAGACCCGGGUGCAUGUUUUGUUUUUUAUUGGGAUGGGAGGUUCCGGUGCUGGUUCAGGAUAGGCUUCACUCACAGCAAUCAAAUGGAUAGUUUCAGUACCCCUGCGAAUGGUCAUAACCUUUCAUAGGCAAUUCAUACAGUGUUAUAAAGCUUCUCGACUACCCUCAACUACAGUCCUCCUCUCCCCUUGCUCUCUCCGACCUCCCUUCCUAUGGCUUCUAUCCCCCUUUCCCUUCCUCCUCUUCCUCCUCUCCAUCAAUCCUUUCUUCCUUGUUUUUUUUCUUCGAGUUUCUACUUCUUUCUACGAAUUCUGUGAUAUUCUUUGCAUAUUUAAACUUGGCUCAUUCGUGUUCUCUUGUGUUUUUACUCUUGUUACCUUACUGCGACUAUGAUUAUUAUUGUUGUUGUCGACGUUGCUGUUGUCUUUGAAAAAAGAGCUUCUACCAAAUGAGAAAUUCCGAAAAAGAUACAAUCUUAUGAUUUGGUGCACUUCUUACACUGCAUCUGACAUCUUAUAAUCAGAACAGAAAGCAAACAGAGGUUUACCUUUGAACUUCGUAAAUAGAUAUAAUACAAAAAAAUAUAUAACAUUCUAGAUUUGGGGCUUGCAAAUAACCUUUAUAAUAGAUUACAUAUGUAACCCUAAAUGCAUUAAGACAAAAUGAAACCGUGUACUAUCUUAACAGUUAAAGUACAUCAAUUCAUUAUUCUCUGGAAACUCAGAGGCUGUUAGUAGAAUCGACUCAAUUUUAUAUACUGUAUCCACAAAUACGCCUUAAACAUAACAUAGCUGAAAUAACUGUAAAGAAAGUUAUGUCUGAAUUAAGUGUGUUAAGCCUGAAGAGAUCAGAUGUAAACUCUAUACAUGCUAGUUGAAACAGUCCACUUUUAGUUAGUUCCCUGGACUUAUUUCAAAUAAUUAAAGUAGAAACAUUUAAUUUAUUUAGCUAAAACCCUGGAUACUCCACACUGGUGUUCCAAGUUGAAGAGUCUAAACUACAUUUCACUGAUUACGUUUCGUAGGAAGUGUUUUGCAACCCCUUAACUAAAAUGUAUACUGUCAAAUCACUUAUUUUCUCUCUCUUUUUUGUUCUUUUUUCAGAUUUUGUGUUUUGUUUUUAAUUCCUCGAUAUCUUGUGUCACUGUGUACGUUGUGGUGGUGCCGAUCCAUGAAACAAUGAAUGGCAGUGAUGCCACAAUAAUAAUGCAUUUCUGUCUUUUAUUUGGGGUUUUGUUUGUAAUAAAAAUCUAAAAAAAGA
This is a messenger RNA of Coregonus clupeaformis (lake whitefish), 9620 nucleotides long. Its product is annotated as chromodomain-helicase-DNA-binding protein 3-like. The record is from RefSeq and is a predicted model, not a curated record. Bases 196 to 6609 code for a protein of 2137 amino acids. Gene Ontology annotation, cellular component: nucleus; chromatin; NuRD complex. Lineage: Eukaryota; Metazoa; Chordata; Actinopteri; Salmoniformes; Salmonidae. The transcript is spliced from 39 exons. Gene Ontology annotation, biological process: chromatin remodeling; negative regulation of transcription by RNA polymerase II. Gene Ontology annotation, molecular function: ATP hydrolysis activity; ATP binding; histone binding.